AUGGUCUCCCACCUAUCAACCGCGAAGGCGCAGCAAACAAGUGCCAUCGUUAUCUUUUGUACCAUCGCCAGUUGUGCCUCGAAUAGAGUCGCAGGAUUUUUCCAAUUCACUGCCAAGGAGACCGGUAGGUCGGUCACCCGCAUGCAUGUCGCCAUUUCGCUCUGUCCGAAGAAUGAAAGAACCCUUUCAGCUGAGGUUGCCAACAUCGCCAGCAUCAAUGGACGCACCGACACCGAACUUUCCAGAAAAGCCAGCAAGAUCACCAAGGCCACGAGGCGGGCAUUCCCUGAGGACGUGGCGCUCCGACCAGAAUCUGAAGGUUGA
This is a messenger RNA of Penicillium brevicompactum, 324 nucleotides long. RefSeq lists its product as uncharacterized. The coding region runs from base 1 to 324 and encodes 107 amino acids. NCBI's taxonomy places the organism in Eukaryota, Fungi, Ascomycota, Eurotiomycetes, Eurotiales, Aspergillaceae. The record is from RefSeq and is a predicted model, not a curated record. The transcript has a single exon.